GGCUGCAGCCUUGGGAUAUGAGUGCUGCUAUUGAACUUGAUAAGGUUUUAAUCAAACUUCUUAUUUCAGUGACUGUCUCAGUCGGGAUCUUCAUUUGUAUCACUGUUUUCCAGCUUAACAAAAGAAACAAAGGUCAUACUGAUAGCCUGAAAGAGCAGGACAUCACCACAGAGAACGCCAGUAUGUCACAGACAAAUAAGAAGACAAUGCUGCAACAAAGUAAGCACCAAGACGCCCAAACUCUGGGGGUUGGCAAAGCAAUCGCUGUCCUGACAUCAGGAGGAGAUGCACAAGGAAUGAAUGCAGCUGUACGAGCGGUGGUAAGAGUGGGAAUUUACACAGGUGCCAAAGUCUAUUUUGUACAUGAGGGCUACCAAGGAUUGGUCGAUGGAGGUGACAACAUUCGAGAAGCCACUUGGGAAAGUGUUUCAAUGAUGUUGCAGUUGGGUGGUACAGUAAUAGGAAGUGCCCGAUGUCAAGAUUUCCGAAAUCGAGAGGGGCGUCUUAAAGCAGCAUGCAACUUAGUAAAGAGAGGGAUCACCAAUCUAUGUGUCAUUGGUGGGGAUGGCAGCUUGACUGGAGCAGAUACCUUCAGAUCAGAAUGGAGUGGACUGCUAGCUGAACUAGUUAAAGCAGGAAAAAUCUCAUCUGCAGAAUCUAGUAAUUCUAGCUUUCUGAAUAUCGUCGGAUUGGUCGGCUCCAUUGACAAUGACUUCUGUGGAACAGAUAUGACAAUCGGCACUGAUUCUGCCCUUCACCGGAUAAUGGAAAUAGUGGAUGCCAUUACAACAACAGCACAGAGUCACCAAAGGACAUUUGUUUUAGAAGUGAUGGGUCGGCACUGUGGGUACUUGGCUCUAGUAACAGCUCUUGCAUGCGGAGCAGACUGGGUGUUUAUUCCAGAGUCUCCUCCUGAAGAGAACUGGGAAGAGCAUCUUUGCAGAAGACUAAGUGAGACUAGGGGACGUGGAUCAAGACUUAAUAUUAUUAUAGUUGCUGAAGGAGCAAUUGAUCACAAUGGCAAACCUAUCACAUCAGAGGACAUUAAAAAUCUGGUUGUAAAGCGCCUUGGCUAUGACACAAGAGUCACCGUCCUUGGACAUGUGCAGCGUGGUGGGACACCGUCAGCCUUUGAUCGCAUUUUGGGAAGUCGAAUGGGCGUUGAAGCUGUGAUGGCCUUAUUGGAAGGAACACCAGAUACGCCAGCUUGCGUGGUCAGCUUGUCUGGGAAUCAAGCAAUCCGCCUGCCUUUAAUGGAAUGUGUGCAAGUGACCAAGGACGUGACACAGGCUAUGAAUGAGAAACGAUUCCAGGAUGCUGUAAAGUUAAGAGGAAGGAGUUUUGAAAACAAUUGGAAUGUUUACAGAACACUCGCUCACAUAAGACCUCCUUCUAUAAAGAGUGGCUAUAACCUGGCUGUGCUGAAUGUCGGUGCCCCUGCAGCUGGCAUGAAUGCCGCUGUUAGAUCCACUGUCAGGAUUGGCAUUAUACAAGGUCACAGGAUGUUCGCUGUUCAUGAUGGAUUUGAAGGUCUUGCUAAAGGACAGAUUGAAGAAAUUGGCUGGGGUGGUGUUGGUGGGUGGACAGGACAAGGAGGCUCACGGCUUGGAACCAAAAGGGUGCUGCCUAAGAAAUACUUUGAAGAGAUCAGUGCCAAUAUUAGCAACUUUAACAUACAUGGGUUGAUUGUUAUUGGAGGUUUUGAGGCUUUCACAGGCAGCCUAGAAUUGAUGGAAGGACGUGCCAAGUUUGAGGAGCUGUGUAUUCCAAUUGUCGUUAUUCCAGCCACUGUUUCUAACAAUGUCCCUGGAUCUGAUUUCAGCAUUGGUGCGGAUACAGCUCUUAACACUAUAACUACGACAUGUGACCGAAUCAAGCAGUCUGCUGCAGGGACGAAGAGAAGAGUGUUCAUCAUUGAGACUAUGGGAGGUUACUGUGGAUACUUAGCUACUAUGGCAGGCUUUGCUGCAGGCGCAGAUGCUGCUUACAUUUAUGAAGAGCCGUUUUCUAUACAUGAUUUGCAGAUAAACGUUGACCAUCUUACGGAAAAAAUGAAGACAACUGUGAAAAGAGGUUUAAUUUUAAGGAAUGAAAAGUGCAGUGAAAACUACUCCACAGAUUUUAUAUUUAAUUUAUAUUCAGAGGAAGGAAAAGGAAUCUUUGACUGCAGGAAAAAUGUUCUGGGCCACAUGCAGCAGGGAGGUACCCCAACACCUUUUGAUAGGAACUUUGGUACAAAAAUGGGGGCUAAAGCUGUACUGUGGAUAACCACUAAAAUAAAGGAAUGCUCUAGACAUGGCCGCAUAUUUGCAAAUACAGCCGAUUCAGCCUGUUUACUUGGAAUGCGGAAAAGAAGUCUCGUUUUCCAGCCGCUGGUGGAUCUUAAAAAAGAAACUGAUUUUGACCAUCGUCUACCAAUACAGCAGUGGUGGUUAAAACUUCGUCCCAUCCUCAAGAUUCUGGCAAAGUACAACAUCAACCUGGACACAUCGGAAACUGCACAUUUGGAGCACAUCACAAGGAAGAAAUCUGUGGAAUCCAAUAUCUAAGUUUGGAGGAGGGUGCACAUGGCACCGAGUGCCUUUCAGUAUUAUGGUCAGGCAUUGAAGUGUACCUGUUGCCUGUACGCAAUGGAGGCAGACAUUUUGUGACCGGAAAUAAUAUUUAGACUUUGCAGCCUGUCAGGUUGCUAUUAACAAGUGACAUCCCUGAGGCAUGAGGCAAUUUAAAAUAUCUCAUGCAUCAGUGAUGUGCCUGGAUCCUAUCGCAUUGCUAGGCUGUGCUCUAAAGCAUACUGGAUGAGCCUACAAAAUGGUGCCUCCGUGUGUAGGAUGACGAGUAUGUUUUAAUUCUGUGACAUGCGUAUUUAAAGUUAGUCUUACCAUUUAUAGUAUUUUGCUCAGCAUGCUAAAGCUUCUUAUUGUGUAGAGUGGCAAGUACAAAAAGAAGACCCAAAAACACACAACAGUGAAUAUUUUGUUUGGCAACAAAGCGGCCAUUUUAGAGUAUCAAUAGCAUAAUGGAUCACUGCUUCUUCUAUAUGUGAUCUUGGAACUUGACCCAGAAUUCAUGCAGCGUUGGGUCUUCCAGGCGCUAGGUCUCAAAACCACAAUUUAGAUUUUCAUGUAGAUUCCACUUUUUUGUGGCCUAAAGUACACAUCAUUCAAGCAAACAAAAAUUGUAGCACUUAUCUAACUCCAGUGUUCAUCUCGUUGUACCUUGCAAUAGCAUAAAUAAUAGCUUGUGAUAAUAAAGGUUGAAUCUGUGCCAACUGUUACCCAGAAUAUCUGAUGACGUUUUCACUGAUAAUAUGCAAGAUACUUUAGUAGCAAUGUGUUCCAAAUAACCUUAACAUCAACAGUUGUGGUGGGCGUUAUAAGCCCUCAUUCCGAGUUGUUCGCUCGCUAGCUGCUUUUAGCAGCAUUGCAAACGCUAGGCCGCCGCCCUCUGGGAGUGUAUCUUAGCAUAGCAGAAUAGCGAACGAAAGAUUAGCAGAACUGCUAAUAAAUAAUUCCUUGCAGUUUCUGAGUAGCUCCAGACCUACUCCUAGAUUGCGAUCACCUCAGUCCGUUUAGUUCCUGGUUUGACGUCACUAACACGCCCUGCGUUCGGCCAGCCACUCCCCCGUUUCUCCAGCCACUCCUGCAUUUUUACCUGGCACACCUGCAUUUUUUAUCACACUCCCGGAAAACGCUCAGUUACCACCCAGAAACGCCCCUUUCCUGUCAAUCACUCACCAAUCAGUAGUGCGACUGAAAAGCGCCGCACGAACAACAGCAAAACUGCUACGUUUUUAUUUAAAUAACUAAGCGCAUGCGCAUUUAGCAACAAAUCGCAGCAUAGCGAAAAUCGGCAACAAGCAAACAACUCCGAAUGACCACCAUUGUUGUAAAUUAAAUAUGUAUUGGCAAGUUAAUAAGUUCAUAUUGCUUAAACAUUAGGACAAACACACAGUUACUGUUCAAAUGUACUAAAUAUUUCUCUGUAUAAAAAUAUGUGCAUUGA
Pseudophryne corroboree (corroboree frog) is the source of this 4005-nucleotide messenger RNA. RefSeq names its product ATP-dependent 6-phosphofructokinase, muscle type. Gene Ontology annotation, biological process: fructose 6-phosphate metabolic process; canonical glycolysis; fructose 1,6-bisphosphate metabolic process. The transcript has 24 exons. Lineage: Eukaryota; Metazoa; Chordata; Amphibia; Anura; Myobatrachidae. The coding region runs from base 18 to 2549 and encodes 843 amino acids. Gene Ontology annotation, cellular component: membrane; cytoplasm; 6-phosphofructokinase complex. The record is from RefSeq and is a predicted model, not a curated record. Gene Ontology annotation, molecular function: ATP binding; identical protein binding; fructose-6-phosphate binding.